GCCAGAACCACCAAUCAAACGCAGACAGAGUAUGAGCGUAAACGUGAUCAUCAAGCGAGUAGGUCACAACAACGCGACAUAACCUAACAAAAGAACCGGAGUCAUCGGUUGAUGGGCGAUUUACGGUGUUUUUAGCGAUUCCAAUAAAACUCGGCAACAUUCAGUCACCUCCAGGAAAUACAGCAGGCCAGGGCGCGAUGAAGGAACCGGAAGCGGAUCCGAAGAACAUCAUCAAGAGCAGAGAAUUGCUUUACAGAUUGAUGAUCAGUCAGCUGUUCUACGAUGGUCAUCAGACACUAGCCGUGCAGUUAUCUAAUGUAAUACAGGCAGAACCGCCAUGUCCACCCUCAGAUCGAUUACUCCAUUUGAUGUUGAUUGGGGCUGCCCAUGAGCCAGAUCGUUCCAAGAAAGAUAAUAGCACUAGCAUAUCUACAUUUGCAUCGAGUUUUGACAACACUUUAGGUCCUGGAUUAGAUCUAGAAUUUGAAACGGAAACUCAGACUCAAGCUCCAGAACCUGCACAAUAUGAAACAGCAUAUGUCACAUCUCAUAAAGGAAACUGUAGGGCUGGAGCUUUUUCAUCUGAUGGUCAGUUGAUAGCUACUGGCUCUGUAGAUGCCUCUAUCAAGAUCUUAGAUGUGGACAGAAUGCUGGCCAAGUCUGCACCAGAAGAGAUUGCACCUGGAGAUCAAACUGGAGGUCAUCCAGUUAUAAGAACUUUAUAUGAUCACUUGGAGGAAGUAACCUGUUUGGAGUUUCAUCCUAGAGAGCCUAUACUUGUGUCCGGCAGUCGUGAUUUCUCUGUAAAAUUGUUCGAUUUUAGUAAAGCCAGCGUCAAGAAGGCAUUCAGAACUAUCACAGACGCGGAUCAAAUUCGAUGUCUGUCUUUCCAUCCAACCGGAGAUUUUCUCAUAGUUGGAACUAAUCAUCCGGUAGUUAGAUUGUACGAUGUCAAUACCGCACAGUGCUUUGUGUGCAGUAUACCAAGUCAUCAACAUACAGCCGGGAUAACGAGUAUCAAGUACUCGCCAGAUGCAAAGACUUACGCAUCGGCGGGAAAAGAUGGUAGUAUCAAACUUUGGGAUGGCGUGUCGAAUCGAUGUGUGAACACCUUUGCAAAAGCACACGACGGUUAUGAAGUAUGCUCGGUGAUCUUUACGAGGAAUGGCAAGUAUUUAUUGUCCUCAGGGAAAGAUUCCUUGAUAAAAUUAUGGGAAUUAUCGACUAGCAGAUGUCUAAUAGCAUAUACAGGUGCUGGAACUACAGGUAAACAAGAACAUAAGGCACAGGCUAUUUUUAAUCAUACCGAAGAUUAUGUAAUGUUUCCUGAUGAAGCCACUACUUCAUUGUGCGCUUGGAAUUCUCGGAACGCAUCAAGAAAGCAGUUACUGUCUUUAGGUCACAACGGUCCUGUGAGAAUGAUCGUGCAUUCACCGACAGCUCCUGCGUUUUUGACAUGCAGCGACGAUUUUAGAGCAAGAUUCUGGUUUCGAAGAAUGCCAACGCACUAAUGCUUCAUUGUUAAAAUUUAAAGAACACUAAUAGCAGAACAAUUUUUUCUGAUAAUUUCUAUUUUAUAGAGUAGAGUACGCGGAGAUUAAAAGACAUUUAAGAUCGGACACAUCAGUAUAAUUAUGAGAAAGAAAACGAAAAAUAGAAGUAUACAAAUUUUCAUCUUUAAAGCAGCAUAUAUAAUUAAAAAAUCCUGAAACGAUUAUCUUACAAACCCAUGUCGACUGUGAUUAAACAACGUAUGAGUAAACAAUAUAGAAUGUUUUUUGAAUCAGGUAGGUAAAAUAAAUAUGCGAGGUAAUGUUAAUUACAAUUCAAUAUUGGUUCGUAAAAAUUAUUUUUUAAGUUGCUGGCGAGAAUCUUCAUCAAAAUUAUACCGGCUUUAAAUUCUGCGGCGGCAUUUAACACUGCAAUUACAUUUUUAAUUAUUGUAAAGAGAACAUUGCUCGUGUUGAAGUACGGCAGUAAGUGGGUGCGAUUCUACGAAAUAAAAAACAAAAGAUACAUAGGAAA
Molecule: messenger RNA, 2025 nt
Organism: Solenopsis invicta (red fire ant)
Lineage: Eukaryota; Metazoa; Arthropoda; Insecta; Hymenoptera; Formicidae
Gene: CstF50
Product: cleavage stimulation factor subunit 1
Exons: 5
Coding region: 198-1511 (437 amino acids)
Biological process (GO): mRNA 3'-end processing
Cellular component (GO): mRNA cleavage stimulating factor complex
Molecular function (GO): RNA binding; protein binding
Source: RefSeq, a predicted model, not a curated record